This is a messenger RNA of Paramisgurnus dabryanus, 5178 nucleotides long. NCBI's taxonomy places the organism in Eukaryota, Metazoa, Chordata, Actinopteri, Cypriniformes, Cobitidae. The record is from RefSeq and is a predicted model, not a curated record.
UUUUGAAAAGAGUGCUUAAAUUUGUUCAUCUCAAGCCAAUUCUUUGUUUUAUUUCAUCCAAGGAGCCACGUUUGUUACAGGCCUCGCUAUAGAAAACGAGCUCACAAAAUAGGGCAAAUGCGUGUGGUGUAGCGCGGGGCUGGAACGCCCAAAUAUAGAGCAGCAAACGUUUGGAAUUACAAUCACUUCCUACCGCUUGGAAAAUCUGAAACUGAAGCCCGUUUCGAUAGGCCACGACCUCACAUCAAGACUUUAACAAAGCCCAAACCAAAGUGUGUAUGGAGCAGUGUGAGAAUGCCGCAUCUCUCCUGGCCUCCGUGCGAGAGCAGGAGAUGCAGUUUGAGCGUCUGACUCGAGCUCUGGAGGAGGAGAGGAGGAGUGUGGGGCCCUCCGGUACCCUACCCCGCCCCCUCCCUACCCUGCAGAACGGGCGUGUCACUGGUGAUGCGGAGUUAGAACGACUUAAAUUAAGUGAGGGAUAUAUAAACGGGACACAGUACAGGAUGUUGGACCCUGGUCAUAUGGAGUCGGUCACAGUGGAGGAGGACCCUCAUGAGUCAAUGCCGAUUAUUUCUGUCGAAAUGAAUGAAGAUGGAUCCACACGUCGCACUGAGACUACAGUUAAGAAGAUCACAAAGACGACCACUACACGAACAGUCAUUCCCUCAAUCUCCGACAACCUCUCUUUGGACGGUGGCUCAGUUACCGGGAUGAGUUAUAAUACACCAAUGGAGCGUGUGUACAGGCCACCGGAGUACCCGACCGCUACUGUCCCACGUAACUACCACUAUGGCCCACAAGGCGGCUAUGAUGAUUACCGGAGCGGACCACCUUCUGAAGCCUACGCCAGUCUCAGCCGAGGGACUCGUAUGGAUGACCGCUACAGGCCCGUAGAUGGGUACCGCACGCUGGACUCCGGCUUCCGUACUCACAGCCGACCCCAGUUGGACCCAUACAUGGCCCAGCCACAGGUAGGCCGUUUGGGCAGUGCUCUCGAGAUCUCCGGAGCCCUUCAGCGUUUUGUCCCAGAUUCCUACGGCCUUGAGGAUGACCAGAGGAGCCUGGGAUAUGACGAACCUGAUUACGGCAUGGGGCCGCCAUCCAUGCAUUACAUAUCCAGCACAAUGCCCCGGUUACCACAUGGACACCAUCCGCCUCCCCCACGCAGGACAGGGUCAUAUGAGGGCAUUCUUGACGGUGAUAUGUCUGGAGCUGGUGAUAUGUAUUUGUGGGAUAGAGGAGCCCCGUUGGCUCAGGGCGAAAGAGGCAGCAUGGCAUCACUGGACAGUACUCUCCGCAAGGGCCCCGCCCCCACCACAUGGAGACAGCCUGAACUUCCUGAAGUCAUUGCUAUGCUCAACUACCGCCUGGACCCUGUCAAAAGCAAUGCUGCGGCCUACCUGCAGCAUCUCACUUUUAAAAACGAUAAGGUAAAGUCAGAAGUAAGACGGCUAAAGGGAAUCCCGGCACUGGUAUCCAUGCUUGAUAACCCAAAGAAGGAGGUGCAUUAUGCAGCAUGUGGAGCUCUCAAGAACAUCUCAUAUGGCCGAGAUCCAGAUAACAAGAUAGCCAUCAAGAACUGUGACGGGAUCCCAGCUCUGGUGCGGCUACUGAGGAAGACGCGAGAUCAGGACCUUACCGAUUCUAUAACAGGCACGCUGUGGAACCUCUCCUCUCACGACUCGGUGAAAAUGGAGAUCGUUGACCACGCGCUGAACGCUCUGACCAGCGAGGUCAUGGUUCCGCAUUCGGGCUGGGAAAGAGGGAAUGAGGGGGGUGAGGAGAGCUGCAAACCCAGACACCUGGAGUGGGAGACUGCGCUCACCAAUACCACUGGCUGUUUAAGGAAUGUGAGCUCGGAGCGUAGCGAGGCCAGGAGGAAGCUGAGGGAGUGCUUCGGAUUGGUCGAUUCUCUCAUGUAUAUCGUCCAAUCGCAGAUCAACUGUAAAGAUGUGGAUAACAAGCUGAUAGAGAACAGUGUUUGUCUGCUGAGAAAUCUGUCCUACCAAGUGCAUCGGGAGAUCCCAGGCUGCGAACGCUACCAGGAAACGAUGCCCGUCAACCAAGGCCCCGCCCCUGCUACCCAAAAAGGCGGCUGCUUCAGUUCCAAAAAGGGCAAAGACGAGUGGUUUUCCAAAGGCAAGAAAGAGGACGACGGGACCUCAGAUACGAUUGACAUUCCAAAGAGAACCACACCAGCCAAAGGUUUUGAGUUGCUGUUCCAGCCAGAAGUGGUGCGCGUGUACACUUCACUCCUAAAAGAGAGCAAGAACCCAUCGGUUCUAGAAGCAGCUGCUGGAGCCGUGCAGAAUCUUUGCGCAGGCCGCUGGAGCUAUGGGCGGUACAUCCGAGCAACGAUGAGACAGGAGCACGGUCUGCCAAUGAUGACGGAGCUGUUGUCUCAUGGGAACGAUCGAGUGGUCAGGGCGAUGUCUGGAGCUCUAAGGAACCUGGCCAUUGACGCUCGCAAUCGUGAGCUGCUAGGGAAACAUGCAGUGCCUAACCUGGUGGCUAAUCUUCCUGGUGGUGGUCAGAGUCAACCCGCUCGCGCGCUCUCGGAGGAAACCAUAGUAUCUGUUCUCAGCACUAUGGUGGAGGUGAUCGGGUCCAGCGUAGAUGCUGCCAAAACACUGCGCAGCUCCCAGGGCAUCGAGAGACUUGUGCUUAUUAACAAAGACAGCAACCGCUCGGAUAGGGAAGUACGUGGCGCUGGGCUGGUCUUGCAGAUCGUUUGGGGCUUUAAAGAGCUUCGCCGCACACUGGAGAAAGACGGCUGGAAGAAAACAGACUUCAUGGUUAACCUCAACCCUCCCAACAACACGCGCAGCAACGGGGGAUACGAGGACAGCACCCUGCCACUAAUAGACAGGGGAGGCAAACAGGACAGAGAUCGAGAUAUGAUUCCUAUGAACGACAUGGGACCAGAUGCUUAUUCUACGAUAGACCAGAGAGGACGGAGGAACACUUUAGACGACACUUUGGACCGAGACCGAGAUGCACCUCAGGGAGGAAUGUAUGGGGAGAGGCGGGGCUCUAUGCCUCUGUUGGACACUUAUGAUGGUUAGGCCACUCCCCCUCCCCCCACUCAGUGCAUGAGCACGCAUGAAAAUCUGAUAGUGUGCAUCACCCGCCGUGAGUUUUCCACUCCUGCCUACUGUCCCUGCUGAGCCUCUGAUCUCAUCACUUAUGGGACCAUAGCCACUAAUUGCAAUGAUGACCCUUCUGCAAUUUACAACAUUCUGAUGUUGCCACUCUUCUCUUACUCUUCAGAUUAAUGUGAUUGAGAACAGCCACUACUUACAAUGGACACUACAGAAUUCCUUUCUUGAAUUGGGUCCAUACUACUUUUCUGUGAAAUUAUGGACUAGGAGAAACACUAGGGACUAAAACUUUAUCGUCACACACUCGGCUUUUAAACCAUUGACCUUUAUUUCUGGAUUGCUUAUGCAUCUAUUAGAACACUAGUGUAGAACGCCGUUCUUUUUGCUUCAUAUUGCUUUUUUGGGUUUGCGGUGAUAAGAUGCGAAAUUGCGUCAUCGUCACAUCCGACCUGCAGAAAUUAUUGUACAUAGAAAGUCUAGGUUUGACUCAUCGACGCAUUGUGACGGUCAUAAGGCUUAAUUUUUUGGUCACCGUUUUCCAAAAGCACUAGGUGACCACUCGAUAUUCAUUUCGAAUUUCCUUAGGUUGUCCAUGUGUGCGUUUUUUGUAAAGUGUGCUGUCUCUAGGGAGAGGUUGUUGUUGAAAGUGUUAAUAGAGGCAGAGGGAUCAUUAAAUUGGGAGAUUUUAAACCUGUAGCGUUCUUUAGUGGUUGCGGAGGACAGUCGUGAUCUUUAGGACACAGCCAUGUGGUUCAAGAUCCUCCCUAUCUGUUGUUCCUUAAAGCAGGUAGUAGAUCUGGUGGCAAAUUCGCAAAGCAUUCCAAAGUGGGAGAACCGUUUGGGAUCAAUUUUUUCCAUUGGGUUUGUAACUGGCACUGAGUAGAUUUAGUGUACACUGAGUGGUAACCAAGGACCAUAUGCAAAUUUUUCAAGAGUUAUGUAAUUUAUGUAAGUCCUUUCCCCUGAAUACACGAUUGAAUGAGCUGGACUGAGGAGUCAAAUUUUAGCCCUGAUCUUAGAUCAGUACCGCUACUUUUCCAAACUUUGUGAAUUGAGGCCCUGCUGGUGGACCUAGAUUGCUUUGAAUAUAAAUGAAUGUGUAAAUAUGACCGUGUCUCACAAAUCCACUCUGCAUAUUUGGAGUGCCUCGCUUGUUGAAUGGUCAUAAGAGGUUGUGUGUCGUGCGAAUGUUUUCGUUUAUAGGGUUCCAAGAGUUCCCCCCUCUGCCUCUUGGAUCUAGUGCCUGUCUGUGUAGAGAAUGAAUGAGUGUACAUUUAAGAUGUAUAUGCAUUGUUUUUCUUCUGCAAACCAUAAGUAAAGUGCUUGUUCCAUAGACUGCAUAUUUAAAAUGCACAGUAAGUCUGCUGUAGAUAUUUACUGAAUGGAAACUCUAGCACUAGGGGUCUUUUUUAUUUUUUUAAGAAUUUAUUGGUUUACCCAAUGCAUUUUUAAUCCCCCAUUUGCCAAUUUUAAUACUUCACAACACUACAAUUAGUAAAGGAAACUCGGCUGACUAAGUGGAUGCGAGUUGGGAAGUUGGAGUCCUGUUUGUUCAUACAUAUGAGUAACCAAUAGAUCGCUCAGUGUCGAGGGACGCAGAUAACGGAGUCUUUUAAUUACAAAUGCAUCGCAUCGAGUACAGAUUUUGAUUCUAGCUUGAUAAGAAAAGAUGAUAAAAGCACAUUUAACUAUAUAUACCAGAGAAUAUUUGUUAAUUUUAAUUAUUUUUUUUCUUCUUGGUUUUGUCUUUGCUUUUCCUUUUCUAUAUUUUAUGAUUGGGGCUGAUUUUGUUUGUUUUUCUGGGGUUGUUGUGGGUGAAUGCAUAUGCAAUCAGUUUUAUUUUUUAAAUAAAUGCAUUUACGGUUUAUAUCUUUUAAUUAAAGACAAAAGGAAAAAAUCUCUGUGUCGUGCUGUCAGUUGACAUGCUUGUUUUCUGCAACACUAAAAAAUGGAAAUAACUCAUUAUCUCCUAUUUCAACACUAUACCUUUGGUCUUCAACAUUGCACCUUUCUCUCAUGAAUUGAACGUGUAACUUAGCAAUACAUUUUUUAAAUAAAAGUGAUUUUUUUCAAGGUU